Molecule: messenger RNA, 627 nt
Organism: Pneumocystis carinii B80
Lineage: Eukaryota; Fungi; Ascomycota; Pneumocystomycetes; Pneumocystales; Pneumocystaceae
Exons: 6
Coding region: 120-581 (153 amino acids)
Biological process (GO): regulation of actin cytoskeleton organization; actin filament organization; establishment or maintenance of cell polarity
Cellular component (GO): plasma membrane; cell cortex; cytoplasmic vesicle
Molecular function (GO): GTP binding; protein kinase binding; GTPase activity
Source: RefSeq, a predicted model, not a curated record
UGCAGGCAAUUAAGUGCGUUGUAGUUGGAGAUGGAGCAGUAGGGAAGACAUGUCUGUUGAUAAGUUAUACAACAAACACCUUUCCAAGGGAGUAUAUACCGACAGUAUUUGAUAAUUAUAUGGCAAAUGUGAUGGUAGAUGGAAAACCGAUUAGUUUAGGGCUUUGGGAUACAGCAGGACAAGAGGAUUAUGAUAAAUUACGACCUCUUUCGUAUCCGCAGACGGAUGUUUUUAUUAUUUGUUUUUCACUUGUUAGUCCUUCAUCAUUUGAAAAUGUGCGAACGAAGUGGUCGAUAGAGGUGUCGCAUCAUGCGCCUAAUAUUCCUAUUAUUUUAGUAGGAACUAAACUAGAUCUUCGUAACGAUUGUAUUGUCGUAGAGAAAUUGCGAGAAAAGAGAAUGGAGCCUAUUACAUAUUCACAAGGGCUACAAAUGGCAAAAGAUAUAAAUUCAGUAAAAUAUUUAGAAUGUUCAGCGCUUACACAAAAAGGAUUAAAAAAUGUAUUUGAUGAAGCAAUUCGUGCAGUACUUAUGCCUUCAUUUCAAAUCCAAAAGAAGCAAAAAAAAUGUGUUAUUUUAUGAUUCAACUCGAAUAUAUUUAAGCAUAAAUUUGAUAUUAAGUUCUCAG